Molecule: messenger RNA, 1206 nt
Organism: Aspergillus mulundensis
Lineage: Eukaryota; Fungi; Ascomycota; Eurotiomycetes; Eurotiales; Aspergillaceae
Exons: 1
Coding region: 1-1206 (401 amino acids)
Source: RefSeq, a predicted model, not a curated record
AUGCCAUUCUCCAAGCGCAUGGAGGAGCUCCUCAAGGCCAAUCGAACCGGGUCUAAAGCCCCUCGACUCAACAGUAUCUAUGGUGGCUGGUACCACGCCCCCAACGGAGAACGCUACUUCGGACUCGGCCGCGUGCAGGAGGUUGGGACAACACACGAUGGCGGAGUCUACGUGAGAUCCGAGCCAGUGUCCAAGCCAGUGUCCAGCAUUCCAGGCACCAGGUGGGCCUUUUUCGAUCCAUUUACCGACGAAGACAUGCCCAAAGAGCAAUACCCUGAUCGCGAGCGGCAAUACCAGGAAAGCGAAGAAAAGUACCCCAAGCGCCAGACCAGGGACCGCUACAAAACAGCCGAAGGCCUGAAAGUCGGCGACGUGGCUUAUGGCUCCUACUUCUCUGCUAAUCGAAUCAGGCACUUUGGGAUUGGACGCAUUGUCCAGCCCUGGCUCGAUGCAGAGGGCAAGUUCCUCAACGAGUACUUCGUGGAACCGAUGCGGGGCGGCUGGGCCUUCUGGGAGUUCUAUGCGCUCAACGACAUGCGGCCGGAGUCACACCCGCGAUCCGCAUACUCCGGAAGCGCAGAGACGCAGGUGCGAAGUAAAAAGAAGCCCGGCUACUGGAAGGUCAACACCUACUGGCCUACGGGGACGGGUGGCGGGCCUGGUCUCCCUGACAACGAGGUGCGGUUGGGCGACGAAUGUUCUGGCGCUUACAUUCGGCCAGAUGGGCAGUGGUUUGCUGGGGUCGGCAGGGUUGUUGCCUACGGGCUGGCUUAUGAUUUGGAGGAUGAGCCUACUUUCCAAUGGGUCUACGUUGAGCCUACUGGCAAGUCUGGAGGGGAUUACGACUUUAUCCACCCGGUGACUAGGGAGUAUAUGGAUGAGGUGCCCAGCAAUCCAGUUCCUGGGGUUGCCUAUCCACCGAGCCAGCGUCGAUUGCUGCCUGCUCGCUGGUGCAACCUCCCCGCCAUCCGCCGCAGGCCAGAGAUUGGCUCCGAGUAUCCUGGACGAUACUGCCCGCCCAACGCUCCUGUUACGGACGUCUAUCUUGGUGUCGGCAAGGUGGUCAAGACGGGGGUGACCAAGGAGGGUCGGAUCUGGGUGGAUGUGGUGCCCAUCCCGGGCAAGUCGGGCGGUAAUUACGACUUCUUUGAUCCCUGGACUGGCCUGGAUAUGUGGCAAUGGUACUAUCCUGAGGAUUGUUUGUAA